Messenger RNA from Paramacrobiotus metropolitanus, 2477 nucleotides. Its product is annotated as apoptosis-inducing factor 1, mitochondrial-like. The record is from RefSeq and is a predicted model, not a curated record. Gene Ontology annotation, cellular component: cytoplasm; mitochondrion. Gene Ontology annotation, molecular function: protein dimerization activity; FAD binding; NAD(P)H oxidase H2O2-forming activity. NCBI's taxonomy places the organism in Eukaryota, Metazoa, Tardigrada, Eutardigrada, Parachela, Macrobiotidae. Gene Ontology annotation, biological process: apoptotic process; mitochondrial respiratory chain complex assembly. The transcript is spliced from 16 exons. Bases 218 to 2248 code for a protein of 676 amino acids.
CGUAUAUUCCGGAUGUCAACAAGUCAAAUUUUUUCCUUCAUAAAAAUUUUCGUCCAAGACUGGAGCUAAUUUUCAACCUAACUUGUUUUGCAUACUGCUUACACUUUCCUGGCGCAUGGUCCUGAAUCUGGUCCGUUUUCUGCUCGACAAUUUUGCAGUACGCAACUGGAGACCGGUGAACUUGUUUCGGUGUUACUGUAAUUCUUGCUAGCUCGCCAUGAAGUUGCCGAUUGGAAACGUGUUAUGGCUGCACCAGAUUUCCAGAUUCCCCAGAAUUUUCACUUGUCCGAGCCGAAUUGUUCCUGCUCGGCUGGCGAGCAGCCAUCAACACGACAGUCACGAUAAGAACGCGCCUGCCAAAAAAGAUUAUGACGAUCCGUGGGACAAUGUACCACCAGCGGCGGGUGGUCCGCUCAGAAAGGCUAACCUCAAUGAUUUCCCCAUUCCCAAAGGAUCCUGGCAAGAGGAUUUUAAUCGACGACAGCGCUUAGGAAACUUACAAAUGGGACUGGGACUGUUGUUUUUCGGCGGAACGGUUUUCUACUUGUGGUACAAAGAUCCGUUGAAUUUUGAGAAAGUAUUUGGCCCGUAUAAGUACAUGAAAAAUCCUCCGGCUUUUAAAAGUCCUGUGUUGGAGCCUAAUAUCCUUCGAGAGUUUAUGAGUCCGACGGAGACGGUCGACCAAUUACAAACAUCAGCGCGCGCACAACAGCCGGCAGCCGAGAAACCGAAAUUGGUGACCAAAGUCGAUCCGAGCAAAAUUCCAGAAAUACCAAAUCAUGUACCGUACCUGAUCGUUGGAGGAGGAACGGCAGCGUUUUCAGCAUUUCGUUCCAUAAGGGCGAACGAGCCAACAGCUGCGGUUUUAGUUAUCUCCAAUGAACCGUAUUACCCGUACAUGCGACCUCCUUUGUCGAAAGAACUCUAUUUUACUGAUGAUGCACACCGAAAAGAUUUGCGAUUUAAACCAAUGCAUGGAAAGGAAAGAAGUGUGUUUUUUGAGCACGAGGAAUUUUACGUCGAUCCCAAAAUGCUUCCAUUCACGGAAAAUGGUGGAGUUGCUGUUUUGCGAAACAUGACAGUGACAUCUUUGGAUCCGAAAUCGCAAAAGGUUUCGUUGAAGAAUGGAUGGGAUAUUUAUUACGAUCGGUUGCUUCUCGCUACGGGUGGAACUCCGCGAUCAUUGCCAUGCCUUGAGAAAGCCGGUCCAGAUGUUGCGAACAAUAUCACAAUUUAUCGUGAUAUCGAAGAUUUCAAAAAGUUGGACGCAGCAACGAAAAAGGUCAAGAAAGUUGUGAUAAUUGGCGGUGGAUUCCUUGGAAGCGAACUAGCAUGUGCACUGGCUCAUCGAGGAAAAAGUACCGGGUUGGAAGUCCAUCAGAUUUUUCCUGAAAAAGGCGUUUUGGCCCGCGUACUCCCAGAAUACUUGAGUGAUUGGACCACGCGAAAGAUGCAGAAUGUAGAAAAAGUGAAGGUUUAUGCGGAAAAAUUCGUUGUUAGUGCUAAGUACUCCAACGGACAGGUUGUAAUGCAAAUGAAUGAUGGUCAAGAGAUAUCCGCCGAUCAUGUCGUUGUCGCCGUUGGCCUUUCGCCAAAUACACAGUUCGCGUCUUCGGCCGGUUUAGAAGUUGAUGAAGUCCUGGGCGGUUACAAAGUGAAUGCUGAAUUGGCGGCAUGUGAGAACAUUUGGGUGGCGGGAGACGUUGCAAGCUUUUUUGACGUUACUCUUGGUAGAAGGAGAAUGGAACAUCAUGAUCACGCAAUUGCAACCGGGCGAGUAGCUGGAGAAAAUAUGGUGGGCAAGAAAAAUUCUUUUUGGCACCAGUCCAUGUUUUGGUCGGAUUUGGGCCCUGAAAUCGGAUUUGAGGCAGUUGGCUUAGUGGAUUCUUCGUUAGACACUGUAGCAGUCUUUGCACAGAAUCAGCCGGUAGCAAUGGAAGCCGAAGGCGAUAAUGCUAAAUCUUCUUCGUAUCGACCUUUGCAAAUGCCUGGUCAAAAUGAAGAGUAUUCCAAGGGUGUGAUUUUUUACCUUAAGGACAAGAUUAUCGUUGGAGUUUUGCUAUGGAAUCUGUUCGAUCAUGUGUCAGUAGCUCGAAAGGUGAUCAAAGAGCAAAAAACGUUUGAUGAUUUGAGUGAUUUAGCAAAAUUGUUCGACCUGCACGAGGAAAAAAAUGCCAAAGAGAACAGCGAUAAAAACAAAGAAAAGGAGGCUGGUGAUAAAAGUAAAGACAAUAAGAAAAAAGAGUAAGGAUAGGUUUUAUUUGGUUUGGAAAGGCUCAGCAAAUGGGGAUGAAGGUGAUGUAUGUUGUUUUGAGGAGCUGUUUGAUAUUUUAAUGGAUGUUUACGUUUGUUUUAUUUGUUGGGUUCUUACUUCUUACUGUUCUUGCAACAUUCACACAUAAGUCGUACCACCAGUGCUCUUGCCAUCAUCCACUUUCGUAAAAGUGCGAGUUUUUACUUGUAAUAAACAAAAUACG